Molecule: messenger RNA, 2173 nt
Organism: Vanessa atalanta (red admiral)
Lineage: Eukaryota; Metazoa; Arthropoda; Insecta; Lepidoptera; Nymphalidae
Gene: ple
Product: tyrosine 3-monooxygenase
Exons: 8
Coding region: 175-1851 (558 amino acids)
Biological process (GO): dopamine biosynthetic process from tyrosine
Cellular component (GO): cytoplasm; axon; perikaryon
Molecular function (GO): iron ion binding; tyrosine 3-monooxygenase activity
Source: RefSeq, a predicted model, not a curated record
UGGUCUGUUUGCAAUCCAAAGUUUAGUUAGCCCUCGUAAUACGACAGCUCGAGUCGUAGACAGACAGGCAUAAGCCCGUGGUCGAGACAUAAGGCUCUCGCAGACGUACGCUAGCUAAGCGCGCAGUGAACUUCAGUUCAGGCUCUCCUUUUUCAAGUGGUGUGUCGUGAAGCAAUGGCCGUAGCCGCUGCCCAGAAGAACCGCGAAAUGUUCGCCAUCAAGAAAUCCUACAGCAUUGAGAACGGCUACCCAUCUCGCCGUCGCUCGCUCGUAGAUGACGCCCGCUUCGAAACACUAGUUGUCAAACAGACCAAACAGAGUGUGCUUGAAGAGGCUCGUGCACGUGCCAAUGACUCUGGCUUGGAAUCUGAUUUCAUCCAAGACGCCGCUCAUGUAGGCGAUAACGAGAAGACCAUAGAAGAUGCCACUCAACACGAUGAAACUAAAAAUGGUCACUUUGAUGCUGAUAAUGACGACGGUGGCGAGAAUGGGGACGAAGAUUAUACUCUUACUGAAGAGGAAGUAAUCCUGCAAAACGCUGCAAGCGAGAGCCCAGAAGCUGAACAGGCGAUGCAACAAGCCGCUUUGCUUCUUCGUAUGCGCGAAGGCAUGGGCUCACUUGCUCGCAUCCUUAAAACAAUCGAUAACUACAAGGGUUGCGUAGAACAUCUUGAAACUCGUCCCUCUCAAGCCUCCGGAACUCAAUUUGAUGCUCUCGUAAAAGUCAGCAUGUCUCGCAUAAACUUGCUGCAACUUAUUAGAUCACUUCGCCAAUCGACUUCAUUCGCUGGAGUUAAUCUAAUUUCCGAAAACAACAUCUCCAACAAGACUCCGUGGUUCCCUCGUCACGCAUCCGAUCUUGACAACUGCAACCAUCUUAUGACUAAAUACGAACCAGAACUUGAUAUGAAUCACCCUGGAUUCGCUGACAAGGACUACAGGGAGCGCAGGAAGCAAAUCGCCGAGAUUGCAUUCGCUUACAAGUACAGCGACCCAAUUCCAUCGAUCACUUACUUGGAAACCGAGAACGCUACUUGGCAACGAGUUUUCAACACCGUGCUCGACUUGAUGCCAAAACACGCAUGCAAGGAGUACAAGGCAGCUUUCGGUAAACUGCAGGCGGCAGACAUCUUUGUUCCUCACCGCAUUCCGCAGUUGGAAGAUGUAAGCAACUUCCUCCGCAAGCAUACCGGAUUCACACUCCGCCCGGCUGCUGGUUUGCUCACAGCUCGGGACUUCCUCGCUUCGCUCGCCUUCCGCGUCUUCCAAUCUACACAAUACGUACGCCACGCCAAUUCGCCAUUCCACACACCUGAACCUGAUUGUAUCCAUGAGCUUCUUGGACAUAUUCCUCUUUUGGCUGACCCGAGCUUCGCUCAAUUCUCUCAAGAGAUUGGACUUGCCUCACUGGGCGCUUCCGAUGCGGAAAUUGAAAAGCUCUCAACUGUAUACUGGUUUACCGUUGAAUUCGGCCUUUGCAAAGAAAAUCAACAACUGAAGGCAUAUGGUGCUGCUCUUCUGUCUUCUAUUGGAGAACUACUUCACGCUCUUAGCGACAAACCUGAGCUUCGACCUUUCGAACCCGCUUCCACUUCGGUACAGCCCUACCAAGAUCAGGAAUACCAACCCAUCUAUUACGUCGCUGAGAGCUUCGAAGAUGCCAAAGACAAAUUCAGACGUUGGGUGUCUACUAUGUCCCGACCAUUCGAAGUGCGCUUUAACCCGCACACAGAACGCGUCGAAGUUCUCGACUCGGUGGACAAACUGGAGACCCUAAUCUGGCAACUGAACACGGAGAUGCUACACCUCACCAACGCCGUUAAGAAGCUCAAGGGCUCGCACUUCGAGUGAACCCGUUACCUACAUUAUACAAUCAGAUCAGUGCACGCGGCCUUGCCGUACUUUGUAUAGCUAGUGAUAUUAUAGAAGUAAGUCUGUUGUCGUGUGGAGCGUGUGUGCGAGUGUGGAAACCAUCGGAUGGUACUUCGUUGAAUUCCUUUUGUACCUUAUUAUUUAUUAUGCCGAGCUCAUUGCCCGGGCCUCGGAAUGCGCACGGAGCUCCCGAUUGCCCAUUUAGGGAGGCCGUGCCCGUUUGCGAGACCAUAACUAUUAUAUUAGUAUUAAUUUAUAAUUUAAUGAAAAACACAAACAAAUAAAAAUGGAGCACCAAAAA